This is a messenger RNA of Pogona vitticeps (central bearded dragon), 1974 nucleotides long. The record is from RefSeq and is a predicted model, not a curated record. Lineage: Eukaryota; Metazoa; Chordata; Lepidosauria; Squamata; Agamidae.
GAGAGAAGGAGAAUCACCCAUAUCAUGUACUCUGGGGCAUAAUAAGUGACACCACUGUUGAGUUCAAUGAGACUGGCCAAAAUGUCUGAGUUCACUGAAGGUUCUGACACCGUUCUGACCAAUUACACUGCAAUAUCCCACAACUCUGGUACAAAUGGGACCUCCAUGGUUUUCCAGGGCUUGCAGCUGAUACAACGGCUGAAGUUGUUAAUCAUCCUGAUGUACACAGGUGUGGUUGUGAUUGGGAUGGUAGGCAACUGUCUUCUGGUUCAUGUUAUCUUGCGCAUCAAGAAGAUGCACAAUGUCACCAAUUUCCUCAUUGGGAACCUCACUCUUUCCGAUGUGGCUAUGUGUGCCACAUGUGUGCCACUGACUCUUGCUUAUGUUUUUGAGCCACGUGGCUGGAUUUCUGGCAGCACCAUGUGCUAUUUCGUCUACUUCAUGCAGCCUGUCACUGUUUAUGUCUCCAUCUUCACCUUGGCCACCAUUGCAGUGGACAGGUAUGUGGUCAUUAUGCACCCGCUGCGACGCCGUGUGUCACUGCAGCUCAGUGCCUACAUGGUUCUCUUCAUUUGGAUUCUCUCCUGCUGCUUGGCAUUACCAGCCAUGGCCCAUACCUAUUACGUGGAGCUGGAUCAACAAGGAGUCACUCUAUGUGAGGAGUUUUGGGGAGAGCAAGAGCGACAGAGACAAACCUAUGCCUUACAAACUUAUGCCUUGUGCUUGCUGCUCAUCACCUACCUCUUCCCUUUGUUGGUCAUCCUGAUCUCCUAUAUCAAGAUCUCUCUCAAACUGAAGAAUAGGGUCAUGCCAGGAAGUGUGACUCAGAACCAGGCAGACCGGGACAAAGCCAGACGCAAGAGGACAUUCUGCCUGUUGGUCAUGGUAGUCAUAGUCUUUGGGGUAUGCUGGCUUCCUCUUCACACCUUCAACCUUAUUCGGGACAUUAACAUCAAUGCUAUUGAUUCCUAUUAUUUCAGCCUGAUCCAGCUAGCCUGCCACUGGUUUGCAAUGAGUUCGGCCUGCUACAACCCAUUCAUCUAUGCCUGGCUUCAUGACAGCUUCAGAGAGGAGCUUAAAAAAAUGCUUGUUUGGCAUAGAAAAGUAAUUCCUUCUGGGCAAAGUAUGACUGUAAGUGUUAUUAUCUGAUCACCCCUCCUAAAGAUUCAUCUCUUCCAGUUAAUGUUAGUGUGUUAAUGUGCAAAAUGAUUUCAAGUUGUAUGUUUGUCUAAACCAUAAGUCCAUAUAAAAUACAUUCCUCUCAUUUUCUGCAGAUGAUGCCUUUGAUGAAUGUAUAGAGGAGGAAAAAAAUUCAGGAACCCAGGUUUAGCAUUGCAUUCUGUAUGUAUUCCCUUUAAGGGUGGGUGUAAUAAUUUUAGUUCUUUCCUUGGUGUCAUGUAACAGAAUAUUUUUCAUAUAGAGAAUGGUGAUGUAAAUGCAAUUAGCAUCUGAUUUAUGUAUUUUGGACUCUGCGGACACAGUGCACAAUGUGUAAUAAAUACAGUACUAACUCGAAUUAAAGGCAUGUGCUUGCAAAUGCCAGUAAAAUGUCAAGAUUUCAAACAAUGUGUUAUGGUUUGCACAGCUUUCUGAAUUAUCAACUGCUGUCUAUUGUUAUGCCUUGUCAUUGUUGUAGAGAUGCUAGAUGCUGGACCCUCUCUCUCACUCUUAUCAAACAAAUCCAUUGGCAACUACCCUAAACAGAAGCCACAUCGACAUCUGAUUAAACUUUACAUGAGAGGGCAUCCUUAUAUGUUCAGACUGUAUUACAGUAAGAGACUAAACUAUGUAGCAUGGGACAUGUGAAUUAUCUCAGCAAUGUCAGAAUAGUUGUAUUAUCAGCACUGUGUUGUGAAUGGUCACUGUGCUUAUUUUGCAUACAUUGAAGCUUUGGUGUGAUUGCCCUAGUUUAAGGUAAGCUUUCCAUUUUGUCUCCCUACCAUAUGUGUGUAAAAGCCUCCCACCUGUGGAGAA